AAAGUUUUUAAAAAAAAAUAGGUAUUUGGUUGUUCACGCCGAUAUGCCUUGAUUGUAAUUGAAAUUUGAAAGUGCGAUUCCUUAACAUCGAUUUUCUUCAAUCUUACACUUCAAGGAUUUGCUAUGAAUUCAAAGAUGUGAUUAUGUGAAGAAGGCUUGAGUGAAGACUUCAAGAGAUACAAGCUGGAAUCAUCUUUAUUGAUCUGAGAGUUAUCAAUGGGCGCUAUAUUGAGUGUAAAUAAAUCAAGGAGUGUAGCUAGUGAGAUUUUUGAAGUAUCACAGAGUGAAACUUGCAAGAGACAGAAGUUGUCACCAAUUUCUUGUGAGGGAAGUCCGAGAUUGAUUCCCAGUCUUCCUGAUGAGAUAUCAAUUCAGAUCCUUGCCAGACUUCCUAGGAUUUGUUACUUGAAAAUGAAAUUAGUUUCUCGGGCUUGGAAAGCAGCCAUUGUAAGUGCUGAACUGUUCAGUGUGAGAAAAGAACUUGGAUCAACUGAGGAGUGGCUCUAUAUAUUAAUGAAAGUUGAAGAUGAAAAAUUUUUAUGGUAUGCCUUGGAUCCAUUGUCCCGAAGAUGGCAAAGGUUGCCUACAAUGCCUGGUGUUUCAUUUGAAGAUGAGUCCAGGAAGGGUUUGGCUGCACUUCGAAUGUGGAAUGUGGUGGGCUCGAGUAUCAAAAUUGCAGAUACUGUAAGGGGUUGGCUUGGAAAGAAGGGGACACUGGACCCGUUACCUUUUCAUGGCAGUGCUGUUGGAGCUAUUAAUGGCUCCCUCUAUGUGUUAGGCGGACUUUCUAAAGCUUCAGCCAUGAGAUGUGUGUGGCAGUAUAAUCCAAUACUAAAUGCUUGGAGUGAGAUGAGUCCAAUGUCCAUAGGUAGAGCCUUUUGUAAGACAGGAAUCUUAAACAACAAGCUUUAUGCUGUUGGAGGAGUUACUAAAGGCCGUGGUGGACUGACCUCUCUCCAGUCUGCUGAGGUGUUUGAUCCUCGUACUGGUGUGUGGUCUGGAAUUCCAAGCAUGCCUUUUUCCAAGGCUCAGGUGCUGCCUACUGCUUUUCUAGCAGAUUUGCUCAAGCCCAUUGCAACAGGGAUGACGUCAUACAGAGGAAGGUUAUUUGUGACGCAGAGCUUAUAUUGCUGGCCCUUUUUUGUUGAUGUUGGAGGAGAGGUUUAUGAUGCAGAGUCGAAUUCAUGGGAUGAUAUGCCAACUGGCAUGGGUGAGGGUUGGCCAGUAAAGCAGGCUGGAACAAAACUGAGUGUUACAGUCGAAGGUGAGCUGUAUGCACUUGAACCAACUAGUUCCAUUGACAGUGCUAGAGUCAAGGUGUAUGAUUACCAAAACGAUACCUGGAAAGUUUUGCUUGGAGAUAUUCCUAUUAGUGACACUAGUAAUUCAGAAUCUUCCUAUUUACUUGCUGGCUUACUUGGAGAGCUACAUGUAAUAACUAAAGAUGCCAACAACAAUAUAACAGUUCUACAAGUGGAUGUACGGAGUCAUUUAGCUUCCUCCUCAUCAUCUUCACCAUUUCCUUUUGAUGACUCCUUCAAGGAGGAGGGUGAGUCUGCAGCAAAACCAGAAGCAUGUCUUUGGAGGGUGAUUGCCACUAGAAAUGGCAGCUCUGCUGAUCUGGUUAGUUGCCAGACCCUUGAUCUUUAGUUCUGUUUGUAUGUUCUGUAAUUGAUUGUUAUGAUGUAUUUGUUGAUUAUUCUUAUUAUUAUAAAGAGGCACUACUUGAAAUGAAAAAGAGAGAAAGAAGUAUUGGAAAUCUAUGAUGUGAUACAGAGCUGAAUGAUGAAAACAGAUCCACAUAAGUGGGCCAACUAGUUUGGGAUCACUUAGUUUUGUGUUGUUGUUGAUAUGACAUGAUUCAUGAUAUAUAGGCACGUCAAAACAAUUCAUGUCCUUUUGUGGGAUUCCCCUUGUUUGGAAUAAAUCAUUUGUAAGAAAAGAAUUCAAUUGAAUUCUUAUACAAUUAUCCA
Molecule: messenger RNA, 1973 nt
Organism: Manihot esculenta (cassava)
Lineage: Eukaryota; Viridiplantae; Streptophyta; Magnoliopsida; Malpighiales; Euphorbiaceae
Product: F-box/kelch-repeat protein At1g22040
Exons: 2
Coding region: 217-1650 (477 amino acids)
Molecular function (GO): protein binding
Source: RefSeq, a predicted model, not a curated record